Clonostachys rhizophaga is the source of this 1191-nucleotide messenger RNA. The record is from the annotation of a GenBank genome assembly. NCBI's taxonomy places the organism in Eukaryota, Fungi, Ascomycota, Sordariomycetes, Hypocreales, Bionectriaceae.
AUGUUAUAUCCACAGACAAUUAGCACUCGGGGAUUGUUUGCAGCGGCUGUCAUAGGUUCAGCCUCAGCCUACUCAAUCCCCCGUGAUACUUUUACUCCGACGAUCAAGGGCACCCCACAGGUCCUGGGACUCGUGUCCGACCCAUCACUAAACCGAGACAGCUGCGGCUCCAUCAGGUUCCAAACCCGAGAUUUCUGGACAUGUCGCGAUACCCAGAUGAAUGACGACCAAGGUUACCCAGGGGGUGGCACUAUCUCGUCUACUGCCGGCUUCACGCCCUUCAAUUUCGAUGGCACCCCGUACGUAGAGCAGACGAAUAUCGUACGCAUGACCGGCAACAACCAUGCGCCGUUCUACCACAUGACGAACGAGCAAUGCAGCGCCUGUAACCAGUGCAACGGAAACACUGCUGGAGCUUGCCUAGAUGGCAAAACUCGCUAUGCUCUCUGGCCAGACAGCCCACCCAUGGUCACUGCAGGCCAGUUUGAGGGCCAAAUCACGGCGUAUACGUGGAUUAAGAACCAGAAGCUUGAAGAUUUGACUCUACUGCAAAAUAACCCGUCCGCGGCUCUACAUAAGAUUACUUAUGACCCUUUCAACCCCGACCCCAAGGCCCUGCCGUCUGUAUCAAUCGUCAACCAGGACUUCUGGCCUCAGGGUUCAUUCGCAUAUGGAUCGUACGGCAAUGUGGUCAACGACGGUGUGGCAUACCUAUACGCCAAGGCGGAUGAUAAUGGGAAGCCUAUAGCCUUGGCUAAGGUUGCUGCAGAUUCUGUCGAGGACAAGUCUAAGUAUCAAUAUUGGGUAGGGGGUUCUUGGACAUCAAAGCAACCUGUCAUAACCGACAGUAAUGCUCAUCUUGUAAAUGCCGGAGCAGGCGGGCAGGGAACCUACUACUUCUAUGAGCCCUGGAACCGUUAUGUGUGGAUCGGACAAGCUGGAAUUAGCAUCUCCGCCGAAUUCUUCAUCACCACUGCCGCAGAGCCCCAGGGACCAUGGUCCCAGCCGACGCUCUUGUAUAAAGGUGUAGAUGGGAAUGCUACAUUACCAGCUUACUCUCUUCAAGCCCACCCAACUUUGAGGCCCGGAUCACGAAACGAGGUAUAUCUGACCUACUCCAAGGUCGAUAGAUGGGAUGGGGUUGAGCUGGAUGUGUAUUCCACCCCACUGAUUCGUAUUGAAUGGGAAUAG